Darwinula stevensoni is the source of this 922-nucleotide messenger RNA. NCBI's taxonomy places the organism in Eukaryota, Metazoa, Arthropoda, Ostracoda, Podocopida, Darwinulidae. The record is from the annotation of a GenBank genome assembly.
ACCGAGCGCUUUCUCCGUGCAUAGGGAUGGUAGGAGCGAUGGGGAGGAUGGGGAGGAAGUGCGGGAAGUGGGUCGCCGGGACGUUGUUCGAGUACGAGACGCCCCAGAACGUCCGGGUCCGGAACAAGCGGGUCGGCGUCCUCCACCGCAUCCUUCAGCUCUGCAUCGUGGCCUACUACAUCGGGUACGUAAUGAUAUACGAGCGGGGCUUCGAAGAGCGAUGCGACGUGGAGAGCACCGUCACCACGAAGAUGAAGGGAGGCGUUUAUGUCUCGGUCGAACACCUGGACACGGCAGUCCCCGGCGCCAUCUGCGACGUAGACGUAAACGGGACCUGCCACGCCGGAGAGACGCUGCCCCUCGGGAACGGGGUGACGACGGGGCGCUGCGUCCCCAGCGACCGGUCGGGCGGGAACCACACGUGCGAGAUCCACGCCUGGUGCCCCGUCGAGAACGACGACGCCGGGGCGCAGGUGCUGCGCGAAGACGUGCAGGACUACACCGUGCUUCUCAAGAACUUCAUCUCUUUUCCCAAGUUCGGGCACAAGUAUCGAAGGUGUGAGGCCACUCGACUCCGUUCGCGAGCCGAGUCUUAAAAUUGCGAACGAGGACUCCGGGAAGCCGUGGGGAUUUUUCCCGAAAAUCGAUCGUUUUCCAUUCGGUGUAUACGAAUGGAAUUCAUUUUUACGACCGAGAAGCAAAAUCACAUCGAAGGGGCCAGUGAGAAUCGUAGCGUCCGGAGUAAUCGUGAUUUUCACCAAGAACGAUUCUUAUACUUUUCUAUACUAUAUUCGGAAUAUAAGAGGGUAAGUCAAAAAGUAUCCGCAAUGUAUUUAUUAAUAUUAACCCACCAGCAAUACAGAACUCACAAGUGUAUAAUUUCUCAACAUAGUUCCCCUGCUUUUUAACACACUUGGUCCAG